Molecule: messenger RNA, 957 nt
Organism: Rhododendron vialii
Lineage: Eukaryota; Viridiplantae; Streptophyta; Magnoliopsida; Ericales; Ericaceae
Exons: 3
Coding region: 1-957 (318 amino acids)
Source: RefSeq, a predicted model, not a curated record
AUGACACAGAUAAUAACUGCUGGGAAGCCCGUAGGGGAUCCUCUCCAUCUCGGAUUUAGUGCAGCCUAUUGGAAGGAAGGAAAUUAUUACAGGAAGGAGUGCGAUGGAACGUGGGGAAUGGUGAAGCAAUUAACUUUUGGGAGGAUAAGUGGAUCCAUAAUCUGUAUCUCCAAGGCGAAAGACAAGCGAAUUUGGAAGUUCAACAAAUCUGGAAAGUAUUAUGUGAAGUUGGGAAAUCACCAAGGGAUAAAAAAGGUUGCACUUUCUAAGCCCUCUCAAGCAUCCACUUCUUACUCUCCACCCAAAUCUUUGUGGAACAAACUCUGGGAUGUUCCUACUGCCCCUAAAAUCUGCCACUUUAUGUGGAAGGUGGUCAAGAAUUGGGUGGCUAGCAAGGCCAAUCUUUUCAAGCGUAAAUGCUCCCCAUCCCCUACUUGUUUGUUAUGCAAUUCUGAGAAGGAAUCCAUUGAGCAUAUUCUCUUUCACUGCCCAUGGACGAGAGCAGUUUGGUUUGGAUGUGGCAAGGCUUUUUGGAUUUUGGACUCACCCAUUCACUCGGCUGAUAAAUGGAUGGAGGAUCUUCUGUGUGGUUACCUGGCUAAAGAAACCCUUCCUGAGGAAGCAGCUGCAAUCUUUCAGAUUUUUUGGGCCAUUUGGAAAGCUAGGAACUCCUUCGUUUUCUCGGGUAAGCUUCCUAAUCCUGUCGAUAUAAUUGAGAAAGCUAGGAUGGCUAAUUGUGAUUACCUAUCUGCUCUUUUCAAAAAGCCAGUGGAGAAAAUCCCUAAACCUGCUAGAGAUGUUAUUUGGUCCCCUCCCCAUCCUUCUAUUAUUAAAUUUAACUGUGACGGAGCAUUCAAUUCCUCCCGCAGCCUAGCUGCCUUUGGCGGGCCUAUGGAUCAAAAUCAGGGUACUGGGCCAGUGGUCUGCUCGGAGCGUUACAGUAAUCGUGAGAGAUAG